UUUUGUUUGACUUACUUCGUAAACGCACAAGCAGACGUCACGCGUUGCGGAUUACGAAAAACAUUUAUUAUUUCUAAUCAAUUUUGGCUUAAAUAGUCCUUAUUUUGCUAGAAAUAUAAUGUUUACUACCAAGAAACAAAAUAAGUAAUACCAGUUCAUAGAGCGUCAUUAUAAUUAUGUCCAGAAUGGAGGCAAAUGGUGCGGUUUUGUGUGACAAUUUGAUUAAGUGGUUGCAGACUCUGGAUCUUAAAGCAAAACAUGGAAAUCCAUCAGAACUGUCUGAUGGGGUGGCGAUAGCAGAGGCUCUCACACAAAUAGCACCGGAAUACUUUUCACCUGCCUGGAAUUUGAAAAUCAAAACAGAUGUUGGACACAACUGGAGGUUAAAAGUUAGCAAUCUGAAGAAAAUAUUGGAGGGUGUUGUAGAUUAUCAUCAGGAUAUUCUAAAUUUAAGUUUACAAGAGUUUUCAAGGCCAGAUGUAGUAAAUAUAGCGGAGACUGCAGAUGCAGCCGACUUGGGGAGACUGCUACAACUUGUAUUAAGUUGUGCAGUCAAUUGUGUAAAAAAAGAGGAAUACAUCACAAGAAUUAUGGAAAUGGAGCUAUCAUGCCAGAGAUCGAUAAUGCAAGCUAUACAGGAACUACAGACGUUAACGCUGGGCGUGAAUCGUGGCAGUGUGCACUUGGAGUCGCCGGCGGUCGAGCAGUCCGAUGCGGAGAUGAGAGAGGUCCUCGCGCAGAGGUGCCAUGAACUCGACACGCAGGUGAAAAUACUACAAGAAGAGAAGAUGACGUUGCUUAGUGAGGUGGCUCGAUUAACUGCGGCACGGGAAUCGGCUGUGGAGCCCGGAGACGCGGAAUUGGAUGACGCGGGCGCAUCCCUAGGCCCUGCGCACGCGGGAACGUUGCGCUACACGACGAUGCGAGCGCAACUUGACGCGCUAAAGGAUGAAUUGGACAAAGUUGAGCUACAACGGGAUGAUCAGCAUGCGAGAGCUGAUGCUUUGGAACGGGAGUUGGCGUUGAUGAAGUUAAGGAAUGAGGAGCUGCAGAUGGCAGCUUCCGAGAAUGUGGCGUUAAAAGAUGAGUUAGAUGCGUUAAGAGAAACGGCUGCUAAGGCAGCUGCUUUAGAAGCUACGGUAGCUUCGUAUAAAAAGAGGAUGGAAGAACAUGUAGACUUGAGAAGACAGGUGAAACUUCUAGAACGUGCUAAUACGGAACACGUACAGCGUGCUAUAGAACAUGAGCAAGCCGCCGCGAAAGCUAACGCGACACGGGCUCAGCUUGACAUUUACAAGAAACAGGUAAUGGACCUAAACGAGAAGCUAGACGGCGAGAUAACGAAGGCGGAUAAGCUGGAGAUAGAGAACAAGAAGCUGAGCAGCCGCGCGGCGUCGGUGCAGCGCGAGCGCGACGCGCUGCUGCACGAGCGCGACACGCUGCGGGACACCGUCGACGAGCUGCGCUGCUCUACUAUUACUGCCGGUGCAAAUGAAGACAACGUGUCCCGGGAGCUGAUCCCCAAUGACAUAAAGGAGCAGUUGAUUCGGCUAGAGCACGAGAACAAAUUAUUACGACAGAACCAAGGCGCUCAGGCGGACACGGCUUCUGUACAGGCUAUGUUAGAAGACUACGUGGCGAGGCUAGAGAAACAGCGAGCGAUCAACCGCGAGGCGAACCAGCGCAUCAUGCAGUUGGAAGCCACGCUAGAAGCGCCGCAUCCUAGGCUGGCAUCCGCCAUUGAGGAUAGCCAGAGAAAGUCAUUACAAGUGGAAGAAUUACAAGCGGCCUUAGCAGAGGAACGGCGGCGUGCCACGAAGCUGCAAGAAGCUAUAGCGGCCAAAGACGCGGAACUACUCGCUACUGAGGACAAAUACAAGAAGUGCCUUGAAAAGGCUAAAGAUGUCAUCAAGUCGCUGGACCCUAGAGCUUCUGCUCAACAAUCGCUGUCAGAUAUAACGCUGGGAUAUUCGCGUCCCGCGGGAACCGUGGCUGGACCAUCGCGACCCGAGAUCGCGCCUGCGCCCAGUAAUAGGACAGAAUGGAGCGGCUCAACCUCAGAGCCAGGCCGCGCCGGAGCAACCGAACAACGCUUACUAAGCACAGCGUGGUACACUCUCGGAGCUCGCUGUCACCGCGACGCCGUAGACACGCGGUUCACGCUGCUGUCGGCCGGCCACUCGUUCCUGGCCCGCCAGCGCCGGCAGCCGCCCCGCCAGCCGCCCCGCGCCCGCGCCUCCCCCGCCCCGCACGCGUCGCCCGCGCCCGCGCAAUGACGUCACCUGAUGUUGCAGCCAAUGCUGGUGAUUGAGUAAGACCUCUUCUAUGCUCUGUCCUGUGUAGUCUUCUAAGGAUACGGAACUUUGGUUGUAGUUCCUGCCAAACUUAGUGGCGGCAGAAACUAUUGGUAGGUUAAAUGGCUGAGGUGCUUGACCACUUCAAGUGCCUGUUUGACUUGGAGGUUAUGAGGUUAUGAGCUGUCAUUAAGUUUGGGUGGAACUAUACAUAAGUAAGCACGUUGUCUUAAAGCAGUUUCAGACUGACGUAUUUUGUUUGUCGCUCGGUUUGCCCUACAUGCGCGUAUUCGGGUGCCAUCGCUCGACAAUAGUUCUCAAUUCUUAAGCGCGUGCGUAACCGCGCUUACAAAUACGUUAGUGUGAAACUGCCUUAUUGCAGUGUGUCCGAUAAACCUUUUCAGUGAUUCAUUCGUGUAAAAGAGUACUUCUAAAACCAUUCCUCGGUGUACGUCAAACGUAUUCUUGAUUCAAAGACUUUUGUGCAUCACAUACAACUGUGCCGCAGUGCCCUCUUUACUAACCACCUUACGUGGCUAACGUAAUACCUGAGUAUAGACUUGAGUGCGCUUCUGGACAGAUUAUACAUAGUAGAUAUAUAUUUACAUACUGUAUUGUAUAUAAUCGUGUAUACUGUAUUGAUAACAAGGGUCAGAGGACGAAGCCUUGAGUGUUCAGGACGGAAUCAAACGUAGAUAUAAAGAAUCCACAAGUGUUCCAUUUCCCAUCGGUUCGUGUGAACAAUAUGUUAAUUACGAUUGGCGAGUGUAUCUUUUGUAAAUAAUAUUUGAGUGUGCGAUUACGCCAUUGUUGCUGGUCGCUGGUCGUCCCUUCCAUCUUCAUUUAAUUCUACGUCAAUUGGAAUAACAUAUGAUUUUUGUAUAAUUAUGUAUGAGUGUGAAUCCGUAACCGUUAACUGUGGGAGCCUGAAGUUAUUGGCUGUUAGUUUUUAAAUAUAUAAAGACCAUUAUGUAAUAUAAUAACUGUGACCUAAGUAGAAACUUUCUUACAAUUAUUUUAUAAUCAAUAAUGUCUCUUUGUAUUAAAAAGACAUUUUUUGAGUACUAAUUUGCUCAUAUGUUUGUUAAUUUAGAUUAAGUUUGAACACAUAAAAUGUAACCACCUGGUUCACUUAGCCGUUAUGUUAAUAAUUCAUUGUGUGUAUAAGGAUUAGUUAAUUCUAUAAACCCUUAGUAGAUAUAAAUUGAUGCAUUUGUGAUUUUCUGAGAUGGCUAACAUUUGCGAUAAGACAGCGAUUGGUGCACUACUUCGUCGGAAUUUUAUAUAAUAAAUCACGUAGGAAAGGUCGCUCGCAAUGGGAUAGUAAGUAGAAUUCAAACUUGAUAAGCUGUUGCAAAUAAUAAUGAAUGUAACUGAAAAGCGAUCAUAAAAAGCACAAAUAAUUUUCGUACUUGACCACAAUCCAUCGUUUUGGUAUUCAUUUGAGAUGCACAAAAACCAAAUCAUAUUAUAAAAUUAUCGCUAAUGUAAGCCAACCCAAACCCUUAUAACGUUCAAUAUCUAUUUACUCUCAUUAUUUAAACUUAAUAUUUUUCUCUUUUCUAAACUUAUUCGCAAAUGGGACGGAAAAAGUUGCCUUUCGAUACAGAAACAUUUCUGUCUCGCGGUGCUUCUCAAUAGAAAUUAUGGAAGAAAUAUUUUGGAAUAUAGCCAAAAAUGACUCCGAUUUUAUGGAGAUAUUUUGUAUCUGCUUUACUCGCUUAAGCUCUCAGGGUUUACCAUAAACUAUAAAUCCUAUAAACGUAAAAGAGCAGGAUAUUUGCAUUUUUUUCUUCUAUUAAACGUAUUAAGGGUUUAACGUGCAGCCGCGGAGCAGAAUGCUAUAUUUUAUGGGAUUUAAAGUAAUGGUUAAAUCCCUGAGCCCAUUUCCUCCCGUCCCUUCGAAAUACAACGCCGCCAAGCGGACGUUGUGUCAAUAAACUAUUAACUCGCUGAUUUAUAAUCAUCGUUCUCUAAUAUUACAAUACUUUUUUUGAACAAUGACAAUAUUAUUUUUUUGUUUAAAAUCCUAGGUUAGGUUAAUAAAGUGUGAUCCUAGAACAAAACUUUGUGCACUAUUACAAUUUAUUUUUAAGAUGAUAAUUAUAAUAAUUUUUAUAACAUCGUUUUAUAUCAGUAUUUUGUUAAUAUUUAUAAAUGUUGUAACCGGAGUCUUGUCUAACCAGAAUUUAUUAUUUGUUAAUUUUUAGAAAACUUAUAUUAUCACAUUAGCAAUCAGACGUCAAUUUAUUUUAUCCGCAUCGACUUUUCAAUUUGUCUUUUUCAUUAAUUAUAUUGGUAUUCCUACCAGUUCAGUAAUGGAAGUUAUUGUAUUGAUGCGAAGCAGUGCAAAUUAUUUAUUUAAUAUUAGUAUAAAAUGUAAUUUAUUGUUAAUGAUGACAAUAUAGUUUUGAAAUUUUU
Helicoverpa armigera (cotton bollworm) is the source of this 4715-nucleotide messenger RNA. It is a transcript of the gene hook, whose product is annotated as protein hook. The coding region runs from base 177 to 2276 and encodes 699 amino acids. Gene Ontology annotation, molecular function: dynein light intermediate chain binding; microtubule binding. The record is from RefSeq and is a predicted model, not a curated record. Gene Ontology annotation, biological process: cytoplasmic microtubule organization; cytoskeleton-dependent intracellular transport. The transcript is spliced from 13 exons. Gene Ontology annotation, cellular component: cytoplasm; centrosome. NCBI's taxonomy places the organism in Eukaryota, Metazoa, Arthropoda, Insecta, Lepidoptera, Noctuidae.